Molecule: messenger RNA, 1176 nt
Organism: Galendromus occidentalis (western predatory mite)
Lineage: Eukaryota; Metazoa; Arthropoda; Arachnida; Mesostigmata; Phytoseiidae
Exons: 2
Coding region: 1-1176 (391 amino acids)
Cellular component (GO): membrane
Source: RefSeq, a predicted model, not a curated record
AUGAAGCUCUUCCGCCCUUUUUGGGAGUGUCUGCUGCGUGGAACUUCGCUGAAAGCUAUUGUGAUGAUCAGCUUCUAUGUCUACUUGGUUGUCGGAAUCUCGGGAUGCAUGCAGCUCAGAGAGGAGACAGAUAGGCCAAUACCCCGUCCGGACGGACCAUCCGGGAAAGUCGAUCUUCCCGCGUAUUGGUACUUAGACCCGCUCGCGGGUUACCGAUAUGGACUUAACAUCAAUGCAGGCAUUGACUACUGGAAUGUUGAGACACGGGAACGUCUCAUGGCAAUGCUGGACGAGUUCGAAAGUACGACCCGUAACAGCACGAGGGUAUUGACGAAUUGUUGGUUCCAAAGAAUCCCCCGUCUGUUUGGAAUGGAGGAGGCGAGAAUCAUGUAUCCCAACUCAUCGAGAAGAGAUUAUCAAACAAUAGCCUUGAAGCAAAUGCUGCGCUUGAAACCAUUCUCCGAAUUCGAUCGGGAUAUUAAGUUCAACGAGAACGAUACGGUGAUCGUUGCCUCUCGAUGCAAACUCCGCCCGAUGCGUGUUGUAGACGCGAACGACGAGAAGCUCAUGGUACGCAACUUGAGGCGAAUUGUGGCUAAAUAUCCAGAUUUGAAUUCUAGUAUCAACGAUCCUUCCGGGGAGGGUGUUUUAGACAAUAUGUCGCUCGUCGUUCAUUGGAUCUCGAUUCCUCUUAUAAUUCGAUUAUUAAUAUGUUUUUGUUUCGCUCCCAAUUCCAUUCUAUCGUGCUUGUGGACUCCCAUGUCGGUGAUUUCAGUUGGAGUCGGAGCCGUCGGCUGCUUCAUCUGGUUCGGACUAGAUUGCCCGCCUAUAUUUUUACUUCUCGUGGUUUGGAAGGCCUUAUCGUUUCACGAGUUCUUCACUACGCCGUACGUUUUCCUCCAUAAAGCAGAGGCGGACUCAGAUGAGAAAAUGCGCGCGGCGUUCCGUUGCCUCCUGCUUCUAUUCGUGGAGUUCUAUUUCGCUGCUUCUUACUGUCUAUACAUGAUGCUCACGACCGAGACGCCCAAAUUCGUCUGGGUCUCUUUGCUCAAGGUUGUAACUCUGAUCAGCUCGUUCGAGUGCUUCCAUCACAUGCUGGUACUUCCCGCUUUUGUGACAUCGAAUGAAAGUUUCCGCAAGAUAAUAGCGAAAAUGAGUUCCAUUUCAUUGGUCUGA